Molecule: messenger RNA, 2505 nt
Organism: Pseudozyma hubeiensis SY62
Lineage: Eukaryota; Fungi; Basidiomycota; Ustilaginomycetes; Ustilaginales; Ustilaginaceae
Exons: 1
Coding region: 1-2505 (834 amino acids)
Source: RefSeq, a predicted model, not a curated record
AUGACGGCUGACGAUCCUGGAGCCCACGCUAUCGCCGACUUUCUGCGGAGGCACCAGGAAUUGCUCCCUAACACCAAUAUCGACCCGCACCAGCGAAAUUUCCUCAUCGAACGAUACCAGCAAUACCAGCGCACACAUCCUCUGCGUGGUUCAACAGUGAACUACGACGACCCUCGCUUUCUUCUUCGCGAAAUGACUCUGGCCAGCGGGCGCGAUCGGUUACGAGACAUCCAGCCGAUCAUAAACCACAUGCUGCAGAAUCAAGAGCCUUUGCAGUUGGCAGGAGCCAGAGCUGCCUAUCUCGAGGCGGUAAGACAGCGCUUUGGGCACACCGAGGCAGAUAUGACACCCACCGUCGAUGAGCUCAUUCAGCUGGCUUCGGCCGACGAGGUCUUAUCGCGAAUGACGAAUUGGGUCCACGACAACUUCGGACAUGAGCCUUUGGAGGUCCGCGAACGACUCAGAGCAAGGAUGCAUCAGCCAAUUCAUAGUCCUCUCAGAUUUAUCCAGGAUCUUUCUUUGCUCCAGGAAGUUGAGAAAGCCCUCGACGGCUAUGUUGCCCGUGCAGGGAACGCUGGAAGACAUCUCGACAAGAGACAUAUACGAGAGUCUGCAAUCGAGACGCCUGAUUCGCGGAAGCAAGCAUCGACGGCGAGAAGCAAGAUCGAUGUCCUCGUACAGUCCCAAUCGACACCCAGUGAGCAGCUGGCCUCGCGCCGAGUCGCUCUCUUCGCUCGGGCAGGCGACCCGAGCAGUAGUCAGCGCGCCAUCGCUCCCGAUCACCCGUUCACAGAAGCAAUUUAUGGUCUGUCACUGGAGCUGCACGAGACUGGAGCUUUGCCAAUCGCCACAUACUGGUCGGUCGAACGGCAACUAUUUCCGCCCUCUCUCCGCUCUCGUGAAACACUUCAAGAACUGCAGAGCAUCUACGAGCCCUACCAACUUGCUCAUCCAGUCCGGGCUAGAGCAGUUGACAUCAGAGACGAUAGGACCUUUGCCAGCCAGCUGAUGGAAGCUGUGGGAAGGGAUCGAUUCCGGGAUAUCGAUAAGGUUCUCAAGCACCUGAUUGAUAAGAAAGACGAGCUUGGCCUAGAUGAUGUUAGAAUUGAAUAUCUGCAGGCUCUGAAAGCUCGCUUCCAAUACGCAAGUCGAGUCUUGACGCCGACUACGGACGAGAUCCUGGAUCGUGGUACCGAGCACAUUCAAGCGCUGCGUGACCCACGCGUGGCAACGGACGAUAUCAAGGCGGUACUGGCGAGGGUCUCGGCAUACGUUCGAGUACGUUCAAGAAUCAGCGGAGCUAACGCUGUUCGACUCGCGGUGGAUUUGGGCCUCCUGGGCCAUCUCGAAGAAAGCCUGGAUCAGGUCGUUCAAGGAGCCAAUCUUCGAAUGACGACGGGCCGGCGCUUGAUUCGACGCGAUGUCACGCAAAGGCUGCCAAAGGAGUCUCUCGAGCGCAGGCGAGCUGUUCCGUCCCAAGUCAGUAACUUACAGCAAAGCUCGACUGGCUUGCCGCAAGCACUACCGGACACGACUGUAAUCAUUCGCUUCCUGAGCCGUGAUCGGCCGCUCUUGCCUCAGCCUGGCUUCACUCCCCAUCAUUCACAGCAGCUCGUCGACCUCCUUCGCGACCAUCGUGAAGAAUUCCCCAUCCAAGGUCGCGACAUGAAUCUCCAAGACGGGCGCUGGUUGAUGAAGCUGAUGUUGAAUGACGUGGGUCGCGAUCGAUUUCGCAAGAUGGGGCCCAUCCUCUCUCGCAUCCUUGCUGAUCGAGAAGCCCUGCAGCUCGACCGAAGCCGAGCCAUCUUUCUCGAAGCUGCCGUCACGAGGGUGAGAGCUACGCAGCGUCUGUUGAGUCCGACCCUCGAUGAUCUCGAGCGGGCAAAGCGGUCAGCGCUGAUCGGAGCCCCUUCCGAGGACGACUCUCGAGCGAUGUUGCAAAGCAUUUCUAAAGCAACCGCAGAACGUUCUCACCGCACGAUGACCCAAGGCGCUCGAUUCUUGCAAGACCUCAAGCUGGUCAAAUAUCUCGAAACGGAGUUAGCAAACAUUCGAGAGCCAAUUGAGCAGACCAGACAGGUAGGAAGCCAUCUCGUCAAGCGGGAUGGAUCGCAGGUUUUGUCCGGAAGACAAGCACCGUCGACCGAGGCGGACAUGACAGCGAUUCUUUCACCGAUCGGCAUGAACUUACACGAUGAGCACGCGCGGACCAUUGCAGCCUGGCGUUUGCACGAGAACAGCUUGCUUGCGGGCCGCAUCCUCCCCGAUGAUCUAAGGACGACGUUGCGGGACCACUGGGCUGCCUACCGGUCCAAAUUUCAAAAUAGACUCAGCUUCUCCGAGGCGCUGCUCUGGCCCGUCCGUCUCUAUCAUCUCCUCUAUACCGACGAAGGAGCACGUUUCAACCAAGCUAACGAUGUCAUUAGGUACGUCAGGCAGCGAGAUGAUGUGAGUAGUGGAUCCGAAUCGACUCAUAGGCUGACCGUAUCCCCUCGUUCCACCUGA